This is a messenger RNA of Zingiber officinale, 1884 nucleotides long. Its product is annotated as probable magnesium transporter NIPA2. The coding region runs from base 376 to 1332 and encodes 318 amino acids. Gene Ontology annotation, biological process: magnesium ion transport. Gene Ontology annotation, cellular component: membrane. The record is from RefSeq and is a predicted model, not a curated record. The transcript is spliced from 9 exons. Lineage: Eukaryota; Viridiplantae; Streptophyta; Magnoliopsida; Zingiberales; Zingiberaceae. Gene Ontology annotation, molecular function: magnesium ion transmembrane transporter activity.
UUGUACUCCGCCGAACUCGGAGCGUCCUUUCAUUUCCUAUUGAAAGAGAAGAGGAGAGAAGAGGAGAGGAGAGGAGAAAGGAGAGAAGAGACGCGAAGAGCAGAGAAGGAAGGUAUCGCAUUCUGUUCCUUGUCUCAUCUGAUCCAAACCCAGCCAAGCGGCACCACUCGCCGUCGCAUCCUUGGAGUCCGUUGGGCGGCACGAGCAUUUCGGUGUCGGCGUCUCCGAACCUGAUGUUUGGGUCUUUCCCGUCGUUUCCUGCGCAGCGAAUGAGCUAAAUCGGAUUCAAAAGCUUGGUCUGGGCGUCGGUUGACGAAAACGAGCGAGGCAAAACCAUCUGUCUCCUCCUUUCCCUUGCUAUACUCGGCUUAAACAAUGGUAAUAUCCACUGAUAAUGUUCGGGGCUUUUCUCUGGCCCUUUCCUCAAGCGUUUUUAUCGGAUCAAGCUUUAUAAUAAAGAAGAUCGGUUUAAAGAAGGCAAGCUCCUACGGAAUCAGUGCAGGUUCCGGAGGAUUCUCAUAUUUAUAUGAGCCCUUGUGGUGGCUGGGAAUGGUUACAAUGAUUGUUGGUGAGGUUGCUAAUUUUGCUGCAUAUGCAUUUGCUCCAGCAAUACUUGUUACUCCUUUGGGAGCUUUGAGUGUUAUAGUCAGUGCAGUGCUUGCACAUUUUGUGUUGGAUGAGAAGCUACACAUAUUUGGUGUCCUUGGUUGUGUCCUUUGUGUUGUGGGAUCAACUAGUAUAGUUUUGCAUGCACCUCAAGAGAAGAAUAUUGAGUCAGUUAAGGAAGUGUGGGACCUAGCUACAGAACCAGGUUUCAUUGCUUACUCAUGUGUGGUUAUCAUCCUAGUAAUUGUUCUAGUUAUACAGUUCGCUCCGCGAUAUGGUCGAACGCAUUUGAUUGUCUAUGUUGGCAUUUGCUCAUUGAUGGGCUCUUUGACAGUUAUGGCUGUCAAAGCAGUGGGUAUUGCUUUAAAGCUUACGUUUUCUGGAAUGAAUCAAUUUGUAUAUGCUCAGACUUGGUUUUUCACAGUUGUCGUGAUAACUUGUUGUCUUUUUCAGUUGAACUACUUGAACAAGGCUUUGGACACUUUCAACACUGCAGUGAUUUCUCCUGUCUACUACGUUAUGUUCACUACUCUCACUAUAUUUGCCAGCAUGAUCAUGUUCAAGGACUGGUCUACACAGAAUGCAUCACAGAUUGUUACGGAGCUUUGUGGCUUUAUCACAAUUCUCUCAGGAACUUUCCUUCUUCAUAUGACAAAGGACAUGGGGAAUCCUGUGACCACAGAGCCAACCAGAUUGACGGAGAGAGAACUGUCAAACCACCACUAAUCACACUUGUUUUAGCUGUCUUGUUACGGUCGCCGAUGAAUUGGCUCCAUCACUAAAUUGCAUUUUUAGGAGAUUUCUUGAUUAGCUUAAUCUCGCUAAAAUGCAACAAAAAGCCUCUUCUUCAGUUAACAAGCUCAAGACACCUUGAGAUGACCUCAUACUUGAUUUCCCAGAUUCCUUGAAACGAGUUUAUACAUGUUUGUCAGUUAAUAUUUCUUCCUUUUGUUUUUUUUUCUGCUUCUGUACAUAAACAUCAAUUGCUUCAAACUGAUACUGUGCAGAAAGAACUAAACAAGUCUGGAGUCAACGUUUGUUUUAUCAAAUUUUCUGAAUUAACAUGGCAACCUUUUCUCUUAUGCAUUGCUAGCUGAAAGACUUGUACAGAGCGACAUUUCAGUUCAUAUCUGUGUUUAUCUUUGCAUAUUGAGCUUCAUUCCUUGCUGCCGCUGCGUGUAAGCUUCUUCAUCCCUUUGAAGACUUUGGAGAGCUUUGCCAAAUUGCGCUUCCCCAUCCCCAGAUUCAUCUUCCCGGCGGACAGCCGGAACGCGUCUA